Molecule: messenger RNA, 1648 nt
Organism: Brachypodium distachyon (stiff brome)
Lineage: Eukaryota; Viridiplantae; Streptophyta; Magnoliopsida; Poales; Poaceae
Product: putrescine hydroxycinnamoyltransferase 1
Exons: 1
Coding region: 72-1379 (435 amino acids)
Molecular function (GO): acyltransferase activity, transferring groups other than amino-acyl groups
Source: RefSeq, a predicted model, not a curated record
ACCGUAAGAAAGAGUACUACCUCGACAGGGGGAGACCAAUUAAGACAAUUAGCUAAGGAGCUAGAAUCAAAAUGGGUGCCCAGGAGGAAGAGGAGGUGAAGGUGGUGGAGACCUGCAUCGUGAAGCCCAGCGAGGAGACGCCUCAGCGUAGGCUCUGGCUGUCCCCGCUCGACCUCGUGCUGGUCAACAGAGGCCACACUCCGACCGUCUACUUCUACCGUGCCGAGCCCGGCUCCGGCUCCGGCGGCGGCUUCUUCGACGUGGCCAGGAUGAAGGCGGCCAUGGCCAAGGCUCUGGUUGCCUUCUACCCUCUUGCCGGCCGUCUUAGCGUGGACGGUAACGGGCGGCCGGAGAUCGACUGUGCUAGCCAAGGCGCGAUCUUCGUGGUCGCUCACUCGGACCUCACCGUGGACGACUUCAUCGACUUCCAACCAUCGCCGGAGCUCAGGAGGCUCUUUGUUCCUCGCGUCAUCGACGAAUCGCCGAGCAUUAUGUGCGCCAUCCAGGUGACAUUCUUGAAGUGCGGCGGGGUGGCCUUCGGGACGGCGUUGCACCAUGUCGCCACGGACGCCAUCGGCGCGUUCCACUUCUUACAAACUUGGGCUGCCUUAUCCAAGGACGGUGAGGACGGUGCAUUGGAGGAGCGCCCUUGCCACGACCGCACCCUCCUUCGUGCACGCUCCCCACCCGUCGUCAACCCCGACGUUUUCUCCGCCUUCUGCCCGAAGCUAAACCUAUCUAAGCCCUCAGGGUCCAUCGUCAGCGAGAUUUUCGUCAUCUCCAAGGACCAGGUCGCCGCUCUUAAGCGUGCCUGCGGUCGUGUCAGCACCUUCUGCGCCAUGAGCGCCCAUGUAUGGCGGUGCAUGUGCAUCGCCCGUCGGCUGUCGUCGGAUGCCACGACGCGCCUCACCUUCCCGGCCAAUGUCCGACGUAGCCUGAAGCCGCCGCUCCCGGUCGGCUACUUUGGCAACGGGAUCAUCUGGUUGGGCACCGCUAGCAAGGUGAAGGAUAUCACGUCAAUGGAGCUGGCCUCCGUUGCCGGACAGGUUAGAGGUGCCGUCCGCCGGAUGGAUGAUGAGCUAGUCCAUUCGGCGAUCGACUACUUUGAGAUGGCGGAGAUGGAUAGCAAACCGGCUCCAGGCAGCAUGCCGGAGACAGAGCUGAGGGUGAUCAGCUGGCUAGGCAUGCCGGCGUACGACGUGGAUUUCGGAUGGGGGAAGCCGCUGGUGAUGCUCCGUGCCGUGUCAGAGCGUGCCGGGUUCGUCUAUCUCAUGGAUGGCGCGCAGGGGGAUGGAAGCGUGCGCAUGGUCGUGUGUGCCGAGGAUACAUUCCUCAAGGACUUCAGUCGCCUGCUAUAUGCCAACUUGCAAAACAUGUAGGGUUGUUUGGUUCCUUUGCUCAGAUAUUGCUCAUGCCAAGAAAAACGUAGGGUGUCUUUGGUUCCUUUGCUCGGAUAUUGCUCAUUUAUUAUGUCAAGAAAAAUGUAGGGUGUGUUUAUUGUUCAUUUAUGUCAAGAAUAAUGUAGGGUGUGUUUAUUGUUCAUUUAUGUCAAGAAUAAUGUAGGGUGAGUUUGCAUUCCGUUUUACUUAGAUAUUGCUCAUUAUGUCAAGGAAAACUCUGAGCAACGUCAUUCCGAGUCGUUUUACCA